AUGUCACAUACAAAGCCGAGGAGAAAGCAACCAGGAGGAACACAUUCAGGUUUAUUCCAGAAGCUGCUGCCGACAAUGAUGAAAAGUUUUCCUACUAUUUUCUGCCUGGCUCUUUCAGUUAGCAUCUCUCAGCCCCCUUUUGCUGAAAGCAAGAGGCUACAUUUUGGGCAAUGCUCAUUGACCGCGAACUUACAAGAGAUUCAAGAUUACUUCUCAGAAAUAAAGCACAUUAUUCAAGCAGAAGAUACCAUUACUGACACCAGGUUUCUGACUGAAUCUAUUUUUCACGGCAUUCAGGCAGAGGAGAGCUGCUGUUUUUUGCGCCACUUGUUGAGAUUCUAUGUGGAGACUGUCUUCAAACAUCACACUCCAUCCAGCUCCCUCAUCGAGAGGAGGACCAGUAGCUUGGCCAACUCCUUCCUCAGCAUCAAGCGAGAUCUUCGGCAGUGUGUAAGUAACAAGGAUUGGAGCCUUCAAGUAUUAGAGGUUCUGACUUUAUUUUAG
This is a messenger RNA of Chiloscyllium plagiosum (whitespotted bambooshark), 504 nucleotides long. Its product is annotated as interleukin-20-like. NCBI's taxonomy places the organism in Eukaryota, Metazoa, Chordata, Chondrichthyes, Orectolobiformes, Hemiscylliidae. The record is from RefSeq and is a predicted model, not a curated record.